Messenger RNA from Lucilia sericata (common green bottle fly), 1139 nucleotides. Its product is annotated as probable protein phosphatase 2C T23F11.1. Gene Ontology annotation, biological process: protein dephosphorylation. Gene Ontology annotation, molecular function: protein serine/threonine phosphatase activity; cation binding. NCBI's taxonomy places the organism in Eukaryota, Metazoa, Arthropoda, Insecta, Diptera, Calliphoridae. The record is from RefSeq and is a predicted model, not a curated record.
UUCACUACGUCCUCAAGAAAGAAGAUAAAAUAUAAAAUAAAGAAAACAAGAAUUAAAAUUUUUGUUCAUAAAUAAAAUAAAUAAAAUAUAAAGAAACAGCAAAAACAAAACAUAACCACAACUACAACUACACGCGAAGUUUUCGAGUGCUUUUUUUUCAAACAGCAAAAACAACAACAACAUUUGGUUUGAAAGAAAAAAUAAAAACAAAAAUCAUCGUGUUUUAUUAGAGAGACGGAGCAACUGUCAUAAAAAGAAGAAAAAAGCAUAAUAAUAAAUAAUAAAGCAGCAGAAUUAUUUAGAGUCAGCAGCAGCAGCUACCAAGACCAGACACCUCUGUUUUUAUUUUAAUUUUUGUUAUUUAUUAUUAUUGUUGUCGUUGUUGGAUUUUUGAGGAACUAUUUGUUGUUUCUUCUAUUUGUAAGCACAACAACAACAACAAACACAUAAGUGGAGAAAACAACAAACCUUAAAAAAUUUGUUAAAAGCUUGGAAAAACUAUUUUAAAAACAAAUACACAAACAUGGGUCAAACACUUUCGGAGCCGGUAACCUCUAAGGAAUCAGCUUAUUGUCAAAAUGAAAUGUAUCGAGUGGGUUCUAGCUGUAUGCAGGGUUGGCGUAUAAAUAUGGAAGAUUCUCACACACAUAUACUCUCCUUACCCGAUGAUCCGGGCACCUCAUUCUUUGCCGUUUAUGAUGGUCAUGGCGGUGCUACGGUGGCACAAUAUGCCGGCAAACAUUUACACAAAUUCAUCUUAAAAAGACCUGAGUAUAAGGAGAAUGUGGAAGAGGCUUUAAAAACAGGCCUUUUAGAUAUCGAUUAUGAAAUGUUAUAUAAUGAAUCAUGGGGCGAACAAAUGGCUGGUUCCACAGCUGUUGUAGUUUUAAUUAAAGAUAAUCGUUUAUAUUGUGCCAAUGCCGGUGACUCACGUGCCGUGGCCUGUAUUAAUGGAGAGGUAAUGACUUUAUCGAUGGAUCAUAAACCAAAUAAUGAAGCUGAAUCGAAACGUAUCAAUGAGGGUGGCGGUUGGGUUGAAUUCAAUCGUGUUAAUGGUAAUCUGGCAUUAUCGCGAGCAUUAGGUGAUUUUGUUUUUAAGCGUAAUAAAAUAAAAAAACCCGAAGAACAAAUUGUUACAG